AGCUCUGGUCAUGGGAUGGUGGUGGGCGGCAAGGAGCAGGAAGGGAGGUGGAUGGAUAUGGGAGCAGAAAGCAGGGUCCUGUCUGGCCAGAGUUGGGGAGGAGGGCGAUUGACUAUCUCUAUUUUCUCCAGCCCUGACCAUCUCCAUCUGCUCUGUGAAACUCAGGUUCUGACCUGUGGCAUUCUCAAAGUGAUUUUCUUUGUUCUUCUUUCACCAGAGACCACCUGGGAACGUCCCAGCAGUUCUCCUGGGAUUCCAGCCAGCCCUGGCUCUCACAGGAGCUCUCUGCCUCCAACAGUGAAUGGAUACCACGCAUCAGGGACCCCAGCGCACCCUCCAGAGACUGCCCACAUGAGUGUCCGAAAAUCCACCGGUGAUUCCCAGAACCUGGGAUCCUCAUCACCAAGCAAAAAGCAGAGCAAGGAAAACACCAUCACGAUAAACUGUGUGACGUUCCCUCACCCAGACACGAUGCCGGAACAGCAGCUGCUGAAACCCACCGAGUGGAGCUACUGCGACUACUUCUGGGCUGAUAAGAAGGACCCCCAAGGCAACGGCACUGUGGCUGGUUUUGAACUACUGCUCCAGAAACAGCUGAAGGGCAAACAAAUGCAGAAGGAAAUGUCAGAAUUCAUCCGGGAAAGGAUAAAGAUUGAAGAAGACUAUGCGAAGAACUUAGCGAAGCUCUCUCAGAACUCUUUGGCUUCUCAGGAGGAAGGUUCCUUGGGCGAGGCGUGGGCCCAGGUGAAGAAGAGCCUGGCGGACGAAGCAGAAGUUCACCUCAAGUUCUCUGCCAAGCUUCACAGCGAGGUAGAGAAGCCCCUGAUGAACUUCCGUGAGAACUUCAAGAAAGACAUGAAAAAGUGCGACCACCACAUUGCCGACCUUCGCAAGCAGCUCGCCAGCCGCUAUGCCUCGGUGGAGAAGGCCCGGAAAGCCCUCACAGAGCGGCAGAGAGACCUGGAGAUGAAGACCCAGCAACUGGAGAUCAAGCUGAGCAACAAGACAGAGGAGGACAUCAAGAAGGCGCGGAGGAAGUCCACACAGGCCGGAGAUGACCUCAUGCGCUGUGUGGACCUCUACAACCAGGCCCAGUCCAAGUGGUUUGAAGAGAUGGUGACCACCACAUUGGAGCUAGAGCGGCUGGAGGUGGAGAGGGUAGAGAUGAUCCGGCAGCACCUGUGCCAGUACACGCAGCUGCGGCAUGAAACAGACAUGUUCAACCAAAGCACAGUCGAGCCCGUGGAUCAACUGCUUCGAAAAGUGGACCCGGCCAAAGACAGGGAGCUGUGGGUCAGAGAGCACAAGACGGGCAGCAUACGCCCUGUGGACAUGGAGAUCUAGAUGGGCCUGUGCAGUUUCGGGGGGUCCUGCUGGGGUGGGGGACUGGGCUCCCACCAUGGAGCCCAUGCUGAGUGGAUGCCCCCCACCCUUUCUCCUGGGGCCACUGAGGAGAGGGCAGAGAGCUGGUGAUUCCAGAAGGGUGACUCGGACGGCCUAGCUGGGGGCUCCCCUGUAUUCCCAGGCCCAGAAGACAGACCCACAGCCCUGCCCUUGUCUCUGAGGCUAAAGACCCCCUGAUUUCCGUGCUGUGCUUGCCGCUCUGAAACAAACGGAGGCUGGAACUUUGUGGUCCCUGCCGAGUUUUGUAGGGGUCACCGUCACAUGCUUGUGCCCUGGAAGCCCCAAAGCUCUUCCUCCAGCUGGCUCCCUUGUCUCCAGGGCUUUGGAGGAUCAGGGGAGGGAGGUCUCUGUCUCUAAGCCAGGUGUCAGGAUCAGCAUCAUGGGUAGAAGGUGCCAUUCAGUUCACAGCUGCACCCAGAAUCCUUUGCAGCCCUCCUUCUUUAUUUUUUUUCCCAUUGCAUUCUGGGAGUCCACAUCUGGCUUUCUCAGCCACUGUUCAUCACCAGGGGUUUUAGGAGGAAGGCUUGGCUCCUGUCUUCCCAGACCCACCAUGCCUGGAGAGGUCAGGAUGGAACUACCUCAUUCGGCAAAUUAGCCCCAAAUCGCGCGCUGCAUCCCGUGUCCUAUGAGAUCAGGCGCCGUCUGUAAAGUCUCAUCUGGAAAUGCCAAUCAUCCUUCCCCCAGCUCCUUCCUCGGGGAGGCCCCUGCCCCCACCCUGCCACCCCUUCCCAGUCUCAUUAGAGGAAGCUUUCCAAAGUUCUCAGUUAUCAAGACCUCAUCCAGCUCAUCCAAAGGCUUCAGGGAUGGAAACAAACCAGCUCGUCUCAGAGGCCAGCAAGCUGGGGCCUGUCCACCACUUUGCCCUCUGCACCUUUGGGCUGCCCUGGCCCCCUCUCCCAGGCCACCCACCACAGGCUCUUAAUGAGGCCAGGUCAGUCCUACAUGGGAGAUGGGUUAGGGCAAGUCUUUGUCAUCGCCCAGAUGGCUCUGUCUUCUUGUGUAUGGCAGGGCUGGGACUGCUGUCCCUUGUAUGGUUUUCUGUCACUGGUGGGCACUGGACAGGCAUAGCAGACUCUCUUGUGGCCACACUGGGUUGUUGCCUUUCAGACAGUGUCCCGCCACCUUUGCUUCCAGCUCCUUCUGGACGUUCCAGAGCCCUGCACCAAACCCUCACUUGGUGACGGCACCUUCUUUCCCUCUCUCCGUCUUCCAAUCCCUGGAAAAGUCUGGUCUGAGUGUGACUUGGGAAGCUUUCAGUGCUGCUGUUUGGUCCAGCUCAUUACUUUCUCUACCACAGCAAACACAUUCUCCACCAUGUCAGUCUAAAGACUCAGCCCCAAGGGCCGGGAGAAGCGUGAGCGAGGGGCAGAUUCUAGUCGGGAACCCGUACCCUGGAAAUCCAUCUUUCUCCUUCUUUGCCAUUGACCACUUUGGGUUUGACCUGCACAUCUGCAGUGAGGGCAGAAUUCAAGAAGCACAACUCACUGGUCUUUCAGUCUUAAUGUGCUAGAAACCGAUGACUUACUAAUCUCUAAUUUUUUGGCACCUCUAUCAUUGAAUGAGAAUUGCUUUCUUAUAAUUCACAUUAGAAAAAUGCCUAAUAUACUAAAGUAAACCAAACAUUGUUACUUUUCUCUUGUUCUUGAAGCAUGGCAACCAAAAAGGCCGACACAAAGGCCUUCACCGACAUGAAGACCUCCUGGUAGGAUCUGUCCAUGGGAUGGAGAACCACUCAGUCCAGAUCUGGGGUUGGGUCAUGACACCAGCUACCGAUUUUAGAAUAUUAUUUCUUGGUUUCUUUAUGAAAAAUGGGUGCUAGUGGUAAUUGCUUUGUGGCUUAGUAAACUACUUUGUGGAUGAUUUCCAAACAUUCAAAGCCAAUAGCCUUGUUAUUAACAAGAUAUUUUGAGUACAAUAUGGCUCAUUGACUUUUCCAUUUCCAUCUGAGGAUUCCAGAGUCCUCUGUUCAUCCCUGGGAUACAGUGAGCUCUCUUGCGUCUUCCAGGGUAGCUCAAGUUGGCCCAGUUUGGGCCAGUCCAUUUUUGGAGGUCACUCUUUCCCCUUCAUCCCCUCCUUCUCUUUACCCCCUUCACGUACUUCCUUUCUUUCUUCCCUCUGUUAUUCAUUCAUCAAGCAAGUUAAAGCCAUUGGGCUACGAUCUAAUCUGAGGACACCAUAUGGCCCUGUCAUCAGGGAAGCCCAUGAUCUCUCCUCUUCAGGGGCCUUACAGGUCAGCAACCUUGGCAUUCAUAUAUAGGUACUCUGCAGAAUUCAAGUUUUCAGAGGUAAGUCUGUUGCGCUGAUUAAUCUACAUUCAUUUGUUCAGUGAAUGCUCAAGACAAGCCAGGCAUGCCGAGAAGUGGUGCUGUAGUUGUAAGAUGGGCAUUCCUCCGCUCUCCUCUAUUCUCCAUGUUGACGGGGAGCGUAUAAUAAGAGCAUUGUGCGCUCUCCACACUUAACCCUCUGGGAUUCUUUAUUAUAAAUAUAAACUACCGUCGUGAGGCAUUUACCUAUUGGAUGGAAGGUAGACAGCAACAAGAUUUUAAUCACCUGGUCCCCAGACCCUCACGGCCCAUAUCCAACUCGAAUUGCAGAAAUUUCUUUGUUUGCUUUAAAUAACUCUUUACAAAUAAGGGCUGGGCACGGUGGCUCAUGCCUGUAAUCCCAGCACUUUGGGAGGCUGAGGUGGACGGAUCACGAAGUCAGGAGAUCGAGACCAUCCUGGCUAACACGGUGAAACCCCAUCUCUGCUAAAAAUACAAAAAAUUGCCCAGGCGUGGUGGUGCGUACCUGUAGUCCCAACUACUAGGGAGGCUGAGGCAGGAGAAUUGCUUGAACCUGGUAGGCGGAGGUUGCAGUGAGCCGAGAUCAUGCCACUGCACUCCAGCUUGGGCAACAGAGCAGGGCUGGAGUCGCCAGUCCAGACCCCUGUGUGUAUGAACAGGGGCCCCUUUCUGGUUGAAAUCAAGAUUAGGAUACAACUGAGAAAAUAAAAGACUGCACUUUGGAGUGGCAGGCACGCUAUCUGGGUUGUUGUUUUGUUUUGUUUCUGUCCUGGUGCUUAGGUGAGGACUUAGCUGGGUUUAUUCAAAGUGGGUGAGUCUGGGCUAUUCUUGAGAACCUCCAUUCCAUUUCUGAGAAUAAGUCAGCCCCUUCUACCUGCUUCCACCCAAGAGACUGAUGCACAAGAUCUGUUUGUGAAAGCCUGAUUUAAAAAGAAAAAAAAAAAAAUCCUUAAGCCAAAUGGUGUUCCAAGUUGGUUGCCAUGAGAACCUCCAGGAAGAGCCACUUGUUACCCUCUAUUCUUUCUAGUGCUUUCCAUCAGUGGCAACACAUAGGCCAUUUGGACUGUGGAGACGGUGGCCCUGAGAUUCUGUCAGUGGGACCAUCCUGGGCCUCCUUUCUCCCUCCACUCAGCGCCCUGUUGGCCAAGGAGAAUUUCUGCGGUGGGAGGCAGUGCUCCGUUGGUCAGGGUUGAGAAACAGCCAGGCACACCGAAACAGUGUACCAACGAAUUCACCAACCAGGGCUUUGUUUCCCUGCCCUAUGUGAAAACCAAUCAAUUACUAGAUGAGUGGAUGGAUGCAUACAAAUCUGGGCUGAGCCAAAGUCCCUUUUGGAAAUACAAGCCAUAAAAUUCGAAGGACGUGAGAGACCUUGGCUUGUUUAGGUGAUUUUACUUCCAGCUGCAGGUACUCUUGACAAGGAGCGUUUAAACAGAAGGCUAGAGAUGUACUCCUUGUGUAGGUAGGAGAGAGCGCUUGUAAUGUUAAGUGGGGUACAGAUCGGCUGCCCGCCCACAUAGCCUGGAUAUCGUCUUAUCCCCAUAAUCCUUCCAUCCCUACAAGGCCCAUCACCACCACCUUUUCCCAGGUUUAUUGAGGUAUGAUUGACAUCCAGUCAAAUUCACCCUUUGGAAAUAUACAGUUCUGUGAAUUUCAGCAAAUUUAUUGUCUUGUGACCAUCGCCAAGAUCAACCUGUUUUUAUCGCUCCAAACAAUUCCCUCCUCCUGCCCUCUUUUCCUGGCAACCCUGAUUGAUUAUCUGAUCCUAUAAUUUUGCCUUUUCUAGAAUGUCAUGUAAAUGGAGUCACACUGAUGUAGCCCUUUGAGUCUGGCAUCUUUCCCUCAGCUGAAUGCUUUUGAGUCAUCCACGAUGUGUGCGUGGUUUGUUCCUUCUCGUUGCCAGGAAUUAUUUCAUUGCAUGGAUGCACUACUCUGCUUCUUUAUUUUUUACACGGAGCCGUUUGCCCUGGAAGUUCUUGGCCCGGGGUCUUCAACUUGUUUGCACGACCACUUCCAGCUUGCUGCUUCCUUCAGCUCCCCAGGCUCCUCCUCCAAAUGCCAGCUGUGCCCACAAGCUGUUCUUAGAGCUCACACUCGCCGUUUUGGCUCGUGGUGGGUUUUUGGUAGUGCAGAAAGAAGCCAGGGAUGGGAGGGGAGGGGAAGGGAUGGAUGGGUGCUCAGUUGCUGCUCACGUCUGCUGCAACCUGAAGCCUGCAUCUCAGCCAAUAGAUCUGCUCCCUUCUGGGACGCAGGCUUCAGUGUCACACGGUCCUUGGCGCGUAUGGGGCGUUGGGGGCUUUGAAAGGCGAGCAGCGACAGCAUGGACAAGAAGGCGGGGGCUGGCCCUGGGGCUCAUCACGAUGCUUUCCUGGAUCUGUUGCUUCAUCUGCAAGCUGAGGGUGUGUGUUCUAGAUGAGUGUCUCAGGCCACCGGCAACUGCAUGCACCUCCUCCCCUUCUUGUUUCCAGUGAUGUACCCUGCACACGUGUUCAUGCUGUCUCUGGCUCUUACCUGCACAGUCGUGCAUUGAAUUGCCUCAAGUCCUGGUGAGAGAGAGUUGCCUUGGCACUUUUCCAAUAGCUAAAAUUAAGAGUUUUAUGAGCUGUUAAGAAUGAGGUAGUUUCUCCUAGGACCCCCAAAGAAAGUGCGAGUAACGACCGUUUGGGUCUCCUUCACCAAUCUUUGAUAGUAUGUUCUGGAGUCCACUCCCCAGGAACCAGGAAACGUACGAAGAUGGAGUCUUUGUCGCAGCUGGAGCCUUGCUCAGCUGGUGGUCACACAGCCUGGCCUGUGCCUACACCCCACCAGAUGGUGGUACGUGGUGGCAGGGACAGGACCACACCCAGCUAAGGCUAGACUGGGCUGAGUGUGACCCCCAAGGUAAACAGUCCUCUAAGCUAUGUCUUGUUCAUGCCCCCUGCUCAGUGAAAGGUAAGCCCUGAGACCAGUUGGGUGCCUCUCUAUGCGAACCAGAGACAUUUCUGGAUCCAGAGCAGGUGAAGAUUAGGGCCAGGAAGCCUGAGCCUCCGGGGCCUCAAGGUAGGGAGCCAAGGAGGCUGCCAGGACUCUGCUGGGUGGAAUUUUGCUCGGGAGGACUCUUGUCUCCCUCUCAGGAGUAUUUCUUUUGAGGCUUUCCUGGAAGUGAAGAAGCAAUUCCCGUUGCAGCAGGUUAGAGCGAGAAUCAGACAGCAAAAACCAGUGCGCUUCUCCCCACGUUCUAAAUGUCAGGAGGCUUUGCUGGGAGGUGUCUCCGGGGGUGACGUGAGCUUGGGGUGAUGGCCUUUGGAGAUGGCAUGUGGUGUUCGGGACUGUUCCUUGGUGUUUGAGGGAAACUUCAGUGAGAUUGCAGUGGAAUGUAAAGAGGUCAGGGCACAUGGGUGCUCUCUCAGGGUGGGGUGACUUGGAGACCUAGAGGGAAAGCCUGCUAUGCAGGGGGAGGGCACAGGACUGGCCCUGCUCUGCUGCCUCCUUUGUCCCAUAACCUGAAGUUAAGUCACAUCCCCUGUCGGGACUUCCGUGCACUCAUCUGUCAAGUGGGGCUACCUCCCUUCCAGCAUCACCUGCAUGAGACGGGCUGUCGGGGGUUGUGGGUUUCAGGCAGCUGUGUGGAUCCAGGGACAGACCUUCAAAGGGACGCCAGCCAUCCUUGGUGACAGGGGCCCCAACUUAGCAUCCCUUCCCUUCCCUUAAGAAGGAGAUGACCAGAGACAACCCCUUCACAGACACGAGCACAUCAGCAAACCCUAUGAGAGUGGAAUUUUCUAACAAAAUAAACUUGCUUGUUUGAUCUGUUUUCUGUAACUUUUGCUAAAUACUUUAUACAUUUUUCAUGUUAAAGAGCUGUGUCUCCCGCCAGCACUUCUCACCCCGGUAUGAAUGUGUGUCCUCCACAUUGUAUAUCCUUCCACCCUCUGGCUGCCUAGAUCAGUAAAUAAAAUUGAUGUAAUAUAAUUUAUAAGUAACACUGUUGAAACCCUGAUCCCAGUGGAGGCUGCAACCCACCUGCCCCCGCCCCCCCCAACCCCUGUUAUCGCAUUUGUGUGUAUUAACGCUGAAGAAUUAAAUGUUUAAAGAGUUUAAAUUUUGAAGGCGUUUGCUAUAUACAGUUGUCCUGCAUUAUUAUAAAGAGUUUUCAGGAAGUUAAA
Messenger RNA from Chlorocebus sabaeus (green monkey), 7834 nucleotides. The record is from RefSeq and is a predicted model, not a curated record. Lineage: Eukaryota; Metazoa; Chordata; Mammalia; Primates; Cercopithecidae.